Cryptomeria japonica (Japanese cedar) is the source of this 678-nucleotide messenger RNA. Its product is annotated as xyloglucan endotransglucosylase protein 1-like. Gene Ontology annotation, cellular component: cell wall; apoplast. The transcript has 4 exons. Gene Ontology annotation, biological process: glucan metabolic process. The coding region runs from base 124 to 678 and encodes 184 amino acids. The record is from RefSeq and is a predicted model, not a curated record. NCBI's taxonomy places the organism in Eukaryota, Viridiplantae, Streptophyta, Pinopsida, Cupressales, Cupressaceae. Gene Ontology annotation, molecular function: xyloglucan:xyloglucosyl transferase activity; hydrolase activity, hydrolyzing O-glycosyl compounds.
AUCACAUGGGGAAAUGGUCGAGCUAAUAUACUCGAGAAUGGCGAAUUGCUCAACGUUUCUCUCGACCAGACCUCAGGUUCUGGGUUCCAAUCGAAGAGAGAAUUUCUAUUUGGCAAGAUUGAUAUGCACAUUAAGUUGGUGGCGGGUAACUCGGCAGGCACUGUUACUGCAUACUAUCUGUCAUCACAAGGGGAUACGCAUGACGAAAUUGACUUCGAGUUCCUCGGUAAUCUGUCUGGAGAUCCCUAUAUUAUGCACACCAAUAUUUUUUCUAAUGGAAAAGGUAACCGCGAGCAGCAAUUCUACCUCUGGUUUUCUGUGGACGGAAUUCCGGUGAGAGUGUUCAAGAACAGCGAACAUUUGGGUGUGCCAUAUCUAAAUAAUCAAUCGAUGAGAAUUUAUUCGAGCCUGUGGAAUGCAGACGAUUGGGCAACCAGAGGCGGUGCAGUGAAGAUUAACUGGAGCAAAUCCCCCUUUGUCGCCUCUUACCGAAAUUUUAAUGCUCGGACUUGCAGUAAGUCUAUUGAUUGCUCUACAAAUUCUUGGCAUAGUGAAGCAGCAUUGGAUUCGAGUAAAGGGCAGAAGCUUCAAUGGGUUCGUAAGAAUUACAUGAUUUAUGAUUACUGUUCGGACACGAAAAGGUUUCCACAGGGCCUUCCUGCUGAAUGCACUCACUAG